ACAGCUCCUCUGACAGCGAGGAGCUGGACGAGCCCGUGGAGGUGGAGAAGGAGAGCGCGGACGAGAAUGGAAACUUGAGUUCCGCUCCAGGUUCAAUGUCUCCGUCCACCACCUCCCAGAUCCUGGCCAGGAAAAGGCGCAGAGGGAUCAUCGAGAAACGGCGCCGGGACCGAAUCAAUAAUAGCUUGUCUGAGCUGAGGAGACUGGUGCCCAGUGCUUUUGAAAAGCAGGGAUCAGCCAAACUGGAAAAAGCUGAAAUUCUGCAGAUGACUGUGGAUCACCUGAAAAUGUUGCAUACAGCAGGAGGCAAAGGCUAUUUUGAUGCCCACGCUCUUGCUAUGGACUAUCGGAGUUUAGGAUUUCGAGAGUGCCUGGCUGAAGUAGUCCGGUACCUUAGUAUUAUUGAGGGCCUGGACACUUCUGAUCCUCUUCGAGUUCGACUUGUGUCUCACCUCAAUAAUUAUGCCUCUCAACGGGAAGCAGCAAGCAGUGCCCACGCCGGCAUUGGACAUAUUCCUUGGGGCAGUGCCUUUGGACAUCAUCAUCCUCACAUCUGUCACCCACUGUUACUGCCUCAGACUGGGCACAGUAGUACCAGUACCACAGCGCCUUCCACAGAACAUCACCAGAGCAGAAUUGCUGCUUCACAUGCUGAAACAUCUUCGCUGAGACUGCCCCCUAAUGGCAGCAUCGGACCAGUGCUCCCUGUGGUCACCUCUACUUCCAAACUAUCUCCUCCUCUGCUGUCCUCCAUGGCAUCUUUGUCUGCAUUCCCCUUUUCAUUUGGUUCGUUCCAUUUGCUGUCCCCUAAUGCACUCAGUCCAUCUGCACCAGCACAGUCGGCAAACCUUGGCAAGCCCUACAGACCGUGGGGGACUGAGAUUGGAGCCUUUUAAGAACUAAUGGUUUAGUGCAGGGUGAGGGAAGCUUAAAAACUCAGCUGAGCUGGUUUUAUUGCCAACUUCAAAUUUUAAUUUCUUAAGUAACUGAGGCAAAGGUACAGUUCCAGUUUAACAAAAUUUGUCUAAAAACUGAAGUGUUUGGGUUUUUAAAAUUUUUGUAUUAGCAGAUUUUUUAAAAUAAGUUGCUGAAGUUUGUCCAAAAAUAAAAUCACACUAGGAUGUUAACUUGUCAUAGGUUUAUGCUGAGUGUUUAACUCACUUUGUAAACAAUUUGUCUCAAAUGAUUCCAGUUUGCCUGAAAACAUUGGAUCCUUUUUAACGUUUAGUAUAUUUUUGUCUAUUAUUGUUAGCAACAGCUUAUUUUUAGUUUUUAAUUUUUCAAAACCACUCUUCUCAGCCUUAACAUAAAUUGUGUUUUUGUUAAUAUUUUGACAUUAAGAUGUUCUAUAAGGAAAUAUUCUUUUGUAAACUGUAUUCUGAGUUUUAUAUUUCUGAACAAAGCGUUGACAAAUCAGAUUGACCAGAUUUAUCCCAGAAAAGGAAUUCUGUAUCACAGUGGCAGGGUGUAUUUCAUGACUUCAUUCUAGUCUCUAGUGGACAUUUAUCACAACUUAAAAGCACUGCAUUAUUUCUUUUGACAUAAGGAAUAGCAAAGGGGCUACUAUCGAUCAAGCGUAAAUUGCACUGGUGAUUUUAUAGGGAUCAUGGGGAAAGAAGAUCAACACCUACACCACUUUACUGAGUAGAGCCAAUGCUAAACAUCCUUUCAAUUGUGUUGGGUCAGAACCUGAUUUUGAUUAUAACGGAGUAACUCUGUUACUCCAUCCUAGUUAAACUUGGAUAACUGAUUUCAAAAUCUACUGUAGGCGCUUCACAUUUGCACCUAAAAUAAGUUGUGAUGGUAUUUAAACAGCCAAUGGAAUGGUACGGUGGAAACCCAUGCAGGGCAAAAGCGUAUUUUGUAACAAAUAUAUUCUCUUAAACUGGUCAAUUUUCUAUUGGGAUUUUAUUUUGAGAUGCACCCAGAGGUGAUUCCUCAUAUUUUACAAGGACUGUGCUGCAUUCUUGUAUAUAUUAUGAUUGGGUUACAUGAGGCUCAUUUCGAACAGGUUUAUUCUAUCAAGAGAUAUUCUUUAAUGGGUUCCACUAGAUUGGGUUUGGUCGCUUUUGUUUUUGUGGCUAAAUAAAGGAGAAAGAACAAACAA
Molecule: messenger RNA, 2107 nt
Organism: Pelodiscus sinensis (Chinese soft-shelled turtle)
Lineage: Eukaryota; Metazoa; Chordata; Testudines; Trionychidae
Gene: HEY1
Product: hes related family bHLH transcription factor with YRPW motif 1
Biological process (GO): regulation of DNA-templated transcription
Molecular function (GO): DNA binding; protein dimerization activity
Source: RefSeq, a predicted model, not a curated record